This is a messenger RNA of Xenia sp. Carnegie-2017, 2772 nucleotides long. RefSeq lists its product as uncharacterized. NCBI's taxonomy places the organism in Eukaryota, Metazoa, Cnidaria, Anthozoa, Malacalcyonacea, Xeniidae. Bases 540 to 2450 code for a protein of 636 amino acids. The transcript is spliced from 12 exons. The record is from RefSeq and is a predicted model, not a curated record. Gene Ontology annotation, molecular function: oligosaccharide binding.
UAAAGGGCGGUUGCUUUUUGUAACUGAUUGCUGUGAAAUCUACGCUCGAACUGAUCUUAAUAUUGCGCGCCUUCGUGACGUAGAACAGUGAUGAAUUAGACUUUACGUUUUAUUCGUGAUGACGUCUUCUAUGGAUAUGAAAACCAAAAAAUUGGCCAAUAUAAAAAUUUCUCAAUACCAUUUGAUAGAUGGUCGUAGAUCAGAACGUCUUCUUGCAGUCCGGAAAAGAUAAAAUUGAAAACUUACAAUGUUUUGUGGUUCAGUUUGCGUGAUCUGAUUUUAAUAUUAACAACAGAUGGUUUUAGUUAUAGUAAUCUCAUUUAAAACUAAUCAACUGUAACACUAUAUGAUCAUAUUAUUUACCGACUUUACAGUCUUCACUACAACAUAGAUCACGUUUCAGUAAACGUCUAUUUAAACUCUAUGCGUCGAGGUUCAAAAUAAAAACUAAGAGAAAUUUUUCAAGAAAAACGCAUAUAUUAUUACGGACGUUUUGCCAUAAAGAUUCUCUAACAACGACCAGCAAGAAUUUCCAUAUUAUGAAUUCUAUAAAUCGUUUGGUUCUUUACAUUUUGACCUUAUUUAGCGUCAUUAUAAUUCCAAUGUCCGUAAGUGUGAGCGUCGUGAAUGUCGAUGACUAUGACCCAGGCUCCUGUAAUCAAACUAAAGCAUUUCAAGUGUAUUCUGUAAAAGACAGAAACGAUGAAACAAAACUGUGGAUUUGCAGUAAAGAAAAUGGAAAAUACUUAUGGAAGCCUUUGGAUGGAAAGGCGUUUGUUGGUGAAUAUUUAAAUCCAGGCUACGAUUGCGCAGAUAUUUUAAAUCGAGAAGAAGAUGUUCAAGAUGGAUAUUAUUGGAUAGAUUUCGGAGGCAGUAACAAACGAAAGGUAUGGUGUGACAUGAAGACAGAUGGUGGUGGAUUUACGCUCGUUGCAAGAAAAUAUGAUGCUGUCACGUGGGACAUACCGUCAAUAGAUAAGCCCGUUCAUCCAUUUAGCAAAGGCAAAUAUUGGACAAGUCAACUAGGAGACGCUCCCAUAUUGGAUUUUAGAAUACAGUUGUCUACAAGUGACUCGUUUGAUGAUACAAAAUCUCAUUGGUUUUACAGACUGCGACAAACCAGGAAACUGAAAAACUUAAUGAUUACUGAUCGUGGUUGCAGUCAUCAAAUGCCAGGAAUUGGAGACAUAGCUUACGUUAAAGAUUUAAUAACAGAAAAGAUAACAACAAGAUCUUUUAAGUGUUCAGUGUUUGGACCCAACACUGGCUCUCACAUUAAAGUUGGAUGGUCGAUGAUGAAUGAAUGCCUAAAGAAACCUUGCAGUGGUUCAGGAUAUUUACAUCUAAAAGGUCAAAAACCAAUCAAGUUUCAAUUUAAUGCAGCUUUUAGUUACAGUGCGUCAAAUUCAAGAUCAGGAGUAUUUCAUAAUUCCACAGCUUAUCUUGGAUGUUAUGACGGAACAUGUUGUGGAUGUUUUGGUCCACCGGGAGGAACAGAUAAUUACUGUGGUACAAAAUGUGACGCCAUCAAUGGUGGAUCGAUAAUCAACAGUAAAAAUAUCUAUACCUGGAUCUGGGUGAGAUCCAAUCUUCCCAAACGACUGUGGAACAAAUGUAUGGAGUAUCAAAGUGAAGAUGAAUUUGGUCAGAUGCAAUGGUACAUCUUAAAAGGAGAUUCUGCAGCUCCUAAGAAGGGAAGAUGUCAGCAAGAAAACAAACUACGUUUAAACAGUGGGGUUGUUGUUGUCCCUGACAACAAAACUGAACAGAAAGUUCCUAAAAUACCGGGAUUACUGGAAUAUCGUCUGGAUGAAAAGAAACUUUAUGUAAGAUCAAACAAAACAUGGAACAUACUUUCACAGGAAAUGGAGGUCAACAAAAAAUUGGAAGCAAAAUUUAAUAAACUGAUGAAAAAAAUUGAGGCAACAGACGCUGAGUGGAAACGUAAAAUGAAUUUGAGCAAUGAAAAGCUGCAAAAUGAUUUCAAAAUAAUUUCUGCUGAACUGAAAAAGAUUAAAAAUGAAAAUGCAAAAUUGAAGACAAAAUUGGUUUUCUCUAAACCAAACUACAACAAAAUCAAUUUAGUAUGUGGAGGUCAGUACAAGUGGUUAAAAGAGUCCAACAGAAGAUAUGACUAUACGUCAUAUGACCGCUACUGUGAUUCAUCAUUGUCUGGUUGGCAUAGAUUUGGUGGAAGUGCUGGAACCAAAAUGUUCACAGGAUGUGUAAAGCAAGGUGACAAACGUUGUGGUACAGUUGUUCCGGGACAUUUAACAGGAGGUCAUGCUGGAGUGAAUGAUGGGAUUGUUGAACGUACUGUUUGUUUUUCUCUUAAUAAAAAGUGUUGCUGGUGGAGACGUACUAUAAAAGUUCUCAACUGUGGUUCAUUUUAUGUUUAUAAAAUUAAUGGGACACCAGGUUGCAAUAUAAGAUAUUGUUCCACAGGAUAGGAAAAGGAAAGUAACCAGAGUUAUAAAGAACAAUUUACGUAAAAAUUAAUGAUGAAACUUCUCACAAUGAUUUCAUUUCAUUACAUAUUAUAAAAUAUGCAAUCCAGUGUAUUUGUUCAUUGAAAAUUAGGAGCAAGUGCGUAUUUUUUUGUUAAUUGUUUUCAAAGAUUGCUUUCAAUUAUCUUUUCUUGUUGUUCUUAAAAUAUGAGACGCGACUUCAAGAAUUUCUUCUUUACAUGCAUUCUGUAACAUGUAAACAUUAAAGUCGAUCUAAAUGUCUGUAAUAAAGCUAGACAGUUAUGUCAACUUCAUUUCAUAAAAA